Messenger RNA from Gallus gallus (chicken), 493 nucleotides. It is a transcript of the gene HINTLD3, whose product is annotated as histidine triad nucleotide-binding protein 1-like. The coding region runs from base 30 to 317 and encodes 95 amino acids. Lineage: Eukaryota; Metazoa; Chordata; Aves; Galliformes; Phasianidae. The transcript is spliced from 2 exons. The record is from RefSeq and is a predicted model, not a curated record.
GGGGAGUGUUGUAGCGAGCGGGUGCCGUCAUGGCCGGCGGGAUCGUUAGGUCGGCCGGCCGCCUGGCGCGGUGGCGCCGCUCUCUUGGGAAAAGUCGCCCGCCAGGAGUUCUCCGCCAACGUUAUCCGCGAGGAGGAGCCGUUGUGGACGAGGAGCUUCUUGGCCGUUUGAUGAUUGUUGGCGAGAAGUGUGCUGCUAACCUGGGCCUGACCAAUGGAUUCCGGAUGGCUGUGAGAUACCCACCCUCAGUCCCUUCAGACUACCGCGCACGUCUCUGUAUUCUGGAUGGCCGUCAGUUGGGCCAGCCUCCUGGCUAAGAUGUUUGCACCGCAGGAGUUGCUGCACGCGUACGGAUCGCCACCGAAUGGAUUUCACGUGUUGCCCGUCAGCCUAGCCACCGUUGACAUAUAAUUGUUUUUGGUGGGUGUCUGUGGAGGGCAAUGAAAAGCUUUGAGCAGCAUUUGCACAAUAAAGAUGGAGCAUGGGGAUAUCA